UAUUUGAAAUACAAAGCGCAAACUAACGGCACAUACACUCCACUCCUGGAGGAAAAGAAAGGCAGCUCGUAGUGCAAAAUAGUUUUGUGUUUUAAUUGUUUUGUUUUUUUGUGUCUGAAAAAAAAAAAAAAAAUUCACUUUUAUUAAUUUGAUGUGCACGGUGCUCGUCGGUGAAUGGAAUUUUGUGUGACAUAUUUGUGUUUUGUUUUGCCCGUUCAAUUGUGAUUUGUAAUUAAAAAUUCCUUCUUUUGUUGUUUUGUCGUAUUUGUCUGGCGUCUGCCGUGUGGGAAUCGAACACCUGAGCUGCCAUCACACAUAAAGUGAAUAUGAGUGCAUUCGAGGUUAAGGUGACACCAACGCGAUGCAAGAACAAACGCCUGGCCGAGUCUCGCGAACCCACUGAAGUGGUAAUGGCGCCAUUUUCCGGCAAAUCCAUAGUUCUCUUCGAAGGUGUUCCCGUAACAAAAACAGCAAGAAGAGUUCUGCGCAUAAUAAAUCCCUCGGAGAUGGAUAUUGAGGUAAGUGUUUGCAAGCCACUAAAUCCCGAGCACAAUAUUACCCUCGAGUGGACAGAGAACUCUGUGCCGGCACAGAGUGAAAUAUCCAUGGAUAUGGUAUGGUCACCACAAGUUGAUGUGUCGUGUAAGGAAACUCUUCAGCUAAUCGAUGAUAGAAAUUUUCGCAAAGACGUCAUGAUCAUUUUAAAAUCUAUACCAAAUAAAAGCGCCAAGAAUGUGCGUAAAUUUCCCACAAUAUCAUCGGGCAACAGUACACAUGUGAAAACAUUGCGACUUAAAUCACCCACAAGUGCUGCCAGCAAAGUUAGCAGAUUAACACAACAACAUCAGUAUCAGCAAUUGCAAAAGAAGAGAUUGUCAACAGCUCUUGAAAAUAACAGUAGCAAAUCCCAAGGGGUCGGAAGGAACGAGACAAAGCCACCACCAUCAUCGCAUUCGCAACCAUCCAAUCAUAAAGGCACCGGAGUUAGCAAUAAGCUAUCAUCAAUGCCGGUAACGCGCGAUAAUACGGCAACGUUGAAAGCCAACAAUAUUCAGGCCCAUACGUCACCUUUAGCUGAACGCAAUAUUUAUGCAAAUGAAAAUGGCGAUCAUAUAAAGGUAGCAUCGAAUCUCUCACCGCAUUUUCUCCAUGAUAAUAACACGAAGGAUGCGUUGAAAGAGAACGUUAGUCCCAUGGCUAUCUCUAAUGUUUUGGACAUGAUUGAUGAACUGAAAUUUACACCCGCUACUGUAACGUUGUCCAAACCCACUCAAUCACGCUUAGAAAGUCUGGCUUCCUUACCAACACCGAUGGCAACGGCGCCAAUUAGUACUCCAGAUCACACAGACCACGCCAGGGAAUUGAAGCCCAGGCGUUUAUCGAAUGAGUUAUAUGAAGAUGAGCAGGGUGUACUUUCCAAUGAAGAUUUACAUAAUGACACCAAAGGUGUUACAAUAGUCAUUACGAACAAAACGUUUGAUAUCAAACAUUGUGAGAGUUUGGAUAAUACUGCAGAGAAUUUAAAUAGUUCGUCAGAUGCAAAUUGUGGACUUAGUGUGGGAACAGUGUUGCCUCUAAAUAAAACAACUGUUAUUAGUACAACACCCGUGGCGAGGCCCCUGGAGAUUAUAAAAGAAGAAGAAAAUUCAAGUCCUCCUAAUGCGAUAAAUGUUAUCAACACACCAACGGGGCAGCGAGUGGAAACUCCCAAAGCAUCAACAGAAGAAGACCUUAAGCGCGACAUUAAAUUGGUGGGAACACCAUUGCGCAAAUACUCGGAAUCCAUGAAGGAUUUAUAUCAGAAAUCGCCACAGUCUGCAGUAUUAACUCAGGGGUCAUUGCCAAACCUGAAUGAGAUGGAAACCAUUAAAGCAUUUGAACAAAAUCGGUAUUUUCAACAGGCCACUUCUCAAGUCAAACUUAGCAAUUCUAAACAGGGCACAAUCGGCAGCAGUGCGGACAAUAAACCUGUGGAAUCCGCUCAAGAUACUUCCGUGGAUAUGCUAAACGCUAGCCAGACUAGCCUUAUUUCGCACCCUGAUGUAAUGUUCAAUCACAAUGAAAUUCUUGCUCAAUCCAGUCGGUUCAAUUUGAAUGAGGUUGGAUUAAAGUGUCGAAAGAGCAGCCCAGUGGUGAAUAAAGCAAAAAAUAUUAAUUCAAGGAACACUUCCAACACCCCGCCGUCUGCAACAAAAACAGGAAAGUCUAAACUUUAUACCGUGACAGAAUCUAAUGGCCAUAAAAGAAGAUCAAACGAAUUGUCAUUUUCCGAUUCCCAAAGUGUCGAGUCGGUCAUCAGUUCAUGCAGUACAAAAACGAGUUCCACCAAAUCCAGUUAUUCCGCAGUAUCACCACCAAAACGACAAAAGCUUGAUAAUCGAUCUCCAUCAAAUGCCGCAAUGGCUAAAGUUAGGUCAUGGUCUCAGACCCAACCCAAAAAAUUCAAGUUAGCAAAAACAUUGUCAUUGGUUAAGAAACCAGUAACGCCGCGUAAAAUGAAAGAAGAACCCCGCACAAGAUUGUACGAUUCGGAAUUAUUUUUACAACCCUAUAUAAAUCCUGAUCCAUUUGCGGCUACGACAACAUGUGAUCCCUUUUUAGCCUCGACUAUGUAUUUGGACGAAGCGGCAGUCGAUAGACAUCAAAUUGAUUUCAAAAAAUGGCUUAAUGCUUUGGUUACCAUGCCCGCCGAAUUGGAUACGGAUUCGAAUGCCAAAAUCGAUGUUGGUAAAUUAUUUAAUGAAGUUCGCCACAAAGAUUUGAUCUUGGCACCCACUAAAGAGGAACAGUCGAUGACAUAUUUGACAAAUUUUCGCUUGGAAUCGCUACGCAAAGCAGCUGUACAACUAUUCCUAAGUGAAGAAAUGCGCGGCCCCUGUUCUAAAGUGGCUGUAUAUGUCCAGAAGAAUGCGUUACGCAUCCGUAGCGAUCGUAAUCUGCAUUUAGAUGUUGUUACACAACGUGAAAUUUUGGAGCUACUUUUAUGUUUUAAUCCAUUGUGGCUGCGUUUGGGUCUAGAAGUGGUGUAUGGCGAAAAAAUUCAUCUUCAAUCGAAUCGGGAUAUUGUUGGUUUGAGCACAUUUAUAUUGAAUAGAUUUUUCCGCGACAAAUUCUUAGAACAAAAAUACUCAAAAGCCUAUACUCUUUCUGAAGAAUACGCCGAACACAUUAAGAAAUUCACACUACAGAAGUUCUUUUUCCUGAUGCUAUUUUUGGACAAGGCCAAAGAAAAGCGCAUUAUAACCCACAAUCCAUGCCUUUUCAUUAAGAAAUCACCGCACAAAGAAACCCGGGAAAUCUUGUUGCGUUUCUCAUGUGAACUUUUAGCCAAUGUGGGUGAUAUAACACGAGAUUUGAAACGGUUGGGCUACGUGCUAACACACAAGCAAAAUUAUUUGGACGAAUUCGACUAUGCUUUCAAUAAUUUGGCCGUAGAUUUACGUGAUGGCAUACGCUUGACGAGAGUAAUGGAAAUUAUAUUGUUGCGGGACGAUCUAACAAAACAGUUGAGAGUACCGGCCAUAUCCCGUCUACAGAGAAUAUUUAAUGUCAAUUUGGGUUUGAAGGCCUUAAGUGAAGCGGACUUCCACCUAAAGGGUGAAAUAAGUGCCAACGAUAUUGUUGAUGGCCAUAGGGAGAAGACUUUAUCUUUGCUCUGGCAAAUUAUUUAUAAAUUCCGAUCGCCAAAGUUUCAUGCUGCUGCUAAAGUUAUUCAACAAUGGUGGCGUAAUUCCUGGUUAAAAGUGGUCAUUGCACGACGUAUGCGUCGCAAGGAAGAAUUGCGAAGAGAAGCGGCAGCUACCACUAUACAAAAGUUCUAUCGUGGUUUGAUAACCCGCAGAAAGGUCGAAGCCUAUAGGCAGGAGCGCACAGCUGCAGCGGUGGUAUUACAAAAAAAUUACCGUUCUCAUUUAAUGCGCAGACGAUUCCUUAUGACUCUCAAAUGUAUAGUUAUUAUACAAAAUUGGUAUAGAGCCACACUGCAGGGCAAAAUGGAACGUGAUCAGUACCAAAAGUUGCGUAAAAGUGCAAUAUGCAUCCAACGUCGUUGGCGUUUGAAGAAGGAAGCUAGUGCUUUAAGAGAGCAAGCAAUAUUAGAAAAAUGUAAAUAUCAUCAAGAAAGAAAAGCAGCGGCCUGUCGUAUACAAGCCCUAUGGCGAGGCUAUGUUGCGCGCCAAAGCUAUUCACGAACUUUGUCAGCAGUUGUACUUAUCCAAAAGAUGUAUCGAAGCCGCUAUCUUAUGAAUCAACAGCGUUCAGAAUACGAACAAUUGAGAAAAUCUACAGUUUUUAUACAAAGAAAAUUCCGUGCCAAUAGAGAAAUGAAACAGCAAAGAGAUUACUACAAACAGUUGAGGACAAAUGCCAUACGUGUACAACGCUGUUAUCGGGCCACUGUCCUAAUGCGUCAACAACGCCAACAAUAUUUGAAUAUUCGGCAAAAAAUUAUUAUUAUUCAAAGGAAAUGGCGAGCCACUCUGCUUAGUCGUAACGUUCGCAUCCAUUUUAUUGCAAUGCAAUACUAUGCUACGGUAAUUCAACAAAAAUUUCGAGCUACAAAAGCAAUGCGCAUCGAACGAGAAAACUAUUUACAUUUGCGGACUUGCAUUAUAAAUAUUCAAAGAAGAUUUCGUGCCAAACUUCUUAUGCGCAGGGCAUAUCGUGAAUAUAGAGACAAAAUGAUUGCCAUAAAAAUUAUACAAAGCCGAUUUCAUGCUUAUAAGAAGAUGCGUUAUCAAAGGGCAAAAUAUCAAGGGACUCGAGCAGCAGUCCUGUGUAUACAGGAACAUUUCAGGAAUUAUCUGCAAAUGAGGGAAGAACGCCAGGCAUAUUUAAGAUUCCGACAAGCGGCAGUAAGCAUACAACGUGCUUAUCGCACGCAUCGCGUUAUGAAAGUGCAACAGGGCGCUUAUCAACAGUUAAAACGGGCUGUUGUUUGCAUACAACGAAGAUAUCGGGCCACAUUAGCUAUGCGUGCUCAACGUAGGGAAUAUUUGCGUCAACGUUCCCUAAUUGUUAGCAUACAAUUACGUGUCAAAGCCACUCUCCUUGCUCGUCAAAUCCGCCAGCAGUACCUAUAUCAUAGGUCCCUUAUUAUACAAGUUCAAAGACGUUUUCGAGCGAAAAAACAAAUGGAAAUCGAAAUGAAGCAUUUCACUUAUGUUCGCUCUCAAGUAAUUUGUAUACAAACCUAUUUUCGCUCACAUUUACUAACGAAACAAUAUCAGAAUGCCUAUAGAGCCCAACGUUUGGCAGCCAUAAAAAUACAAUCUUGGUAUAGAUCAAUUUUGGAGAUGAGGAAUAAACAGAAUAGUUACAAGCGCCUUCGCACGUCAAGUCUUACCAUACAGAGAAAAUGGAGAGCCACCAGACUGGCACGUGAACAUCGAACGAAAUUUCUUCAAACAGUGCAAAAAGUAAUAUUUUUACAAAGAUUGGUUAGAGCUACUUUACAAAUGCGUAACGUCCAAGCGGAGUACCAGCGACAACGUCAAGCCGCCAUUGUCGUACAACGGCGAUUUAGAGCUCAUCGCGAAAUGCUACAAAUUCGCUCGCAGUAUCAGCUAAUACGUUCUCUUAUCAUUUGUAUACAACGCAAAUUUAGGGCCAAUCGUGAAAUGCUUCGGGUGCGUUAUGAUUUUCUACUGUUACGGAAAACGACCAUACAUCUGCAACAGAAAUAUCGGGGUCGUUUGUUAAUGCGUGAACAGCGCGAGCAUUUUCUGCAGCUCAAAAACAAUAUUGUUGAUUUUCAGGCCCAUGCUCGUGGUUUUCUGGCUCGUCGACGAUUCCAAGCUCUCAUGACCCCGGACAUGAAAGAGUUGUUGCGUCAAAAGAAAGCUGCAAAGAUUAUCCAACGUUUCUGGCGUGGUUAUCGUAUUCGGAAACGUUAUCACAAUGCUCGCAUCAAGGCCAUACGAAACAAUAUUGCUGCGCUUAAGGAAUCGACCAACACUGUCAAUACCAUUCGUUUUAAGGUACAGGAUGCUGUACGUAUACUAAGAGGUCGUUUUAGUGCUUCGGAAGCUUUGAAUGUCUUAGUUCGAUUGGAUCGUAUUUCUCGCACAGUUCCACAUCUUUUAAUGUGCCGUUCGGAUUUUAUUUCCACAUUCUGCUAUGGCAUUAUGGCACAGGCCAUACGGUCGGAAGUCGAUAAGCAACUGAUAAUGUAUUGCAGUCGCAUCAUUUUGAAUUUGGCUCGUUAUAAUAGUACGACCGCGAACACAUUCCAAGAAGGUGGCCUGGUUACCAUUGCACAAAUGUUGCUGCGUUGGUGCGAUAAAGAUUGUGAAAUUUUCAAUACUCUGUGUACGCUUAUAUGGAUAUUUGCCCAUUGCCCGGUCAAGCGUAGGAUUAUACGUGAUUUCAUGACCACCACUGAUGCCAUUUACAUGGUGCGGGAAACAAAAAAGCUGGUAGCACGGAAAGAGAAAAUGAAACAGAAUGUACGUAAACCGGUGGCAGCAAUAACGCACCGCGGUGUUGGAUCACAGCAACAAAACUUUUCGAGUCGUGCCUUACCAAGUUUAGAGCCAGAUUAUGGUGUUAUACGCAAUAAGCCAUAUACCUUCAUUUCGUCGGUGUAUGCCUUCGAUACAAUAUUGUAUAAAUUGGGAAUUGAUAUAUUCUAAGUGAUUUUUAAAUACGCAUCUCUCUGGGCGCACAGUCAGUAGCAUGUUGUGCUGCUCCCUAAGCAACAAUGAAGAAUACUCCGUGUGAUGAACACAUUUAUCAUCGUCAUCAAGUGGGGCCGUGUACAUUCAAUCCUUCUUUGGAUUUCAGCGUGCGUUUUACAUUCUAUUAUAAUUUGUUGUUUUCUUUCGUUUUACUUCACUUCGUUCAUUUUAUGUGUAUAAACUUAACUCGUUUUUUGCUCGUCAAUUUUGUUUUCGUGCUUGUUUUUUAUAUUUUUUUAUUUUAUUUGUAUUCUAUGUGUACUUGUUUGUAAGUCGUCAAAUGACAUUAAAUUCUAAUUUGAUUUUAUCUUAUAAGACGUUUUUCCCACAUAUCCAAUGGGAGCCUUAAGCGAGUGGCAAACAUUAUCACCAUGUCGACAAGGAACUUUUUCAAUACCAAACAUUCUGUAUGAGUUGUAUGUUCGAAAAAUAGUGUAUUUUAAUUUUAAAUCCUGAAACGAGUAAUAUAAAUUGAUUUAUUAAAAAAAAAAAAAACAUAAAUAUAACAGUUUUGCCUUACUCCAAUUUAUUGCACUGAUAUUGUAUUACACGCUUCUUAGUCUUUAUGACAUUUGUGUAUGCCUGCUCAAGGCCUAGAAAAGGUCAGCCAAGAAGAUAACUUUUGACAUUGGUUUGACAACAAACUUAGUGCUUUUUCACAAUUGUGAUUUUACUCUCUGUUAUUUGAAUUUCAAGUCACAGUUGACAGCAAACUUAGUUGUCAGAUGGGCUUACUGGUCCACCUUAUAUAGACCAUCCCAUGGGCCAUGUACCUGCUCUUUAUAAAUUUAUUAUUAUUUUUCCCGUCCCGUUAACGAAACUUUUGUAAGAAAAGACAUCGCAAUAUGGAUGGGUGGAUUUGAUGAGGCAACCAAAUAUAUAAAUGUCUGCAAGUUAGGGCAGAAUGUGCUCACUGAAAUCCACAGUAUUCACAUUUAAUACAAAUCAUUUCAGAUAUAAGUAGCGACAUUUUGUUUUGGAUUCCAAUUUGUAAUUCGAAUUAUUUUUAUUUAUUUUUUUAUUUGCUAUACCCUCCACCUUGGAAGGAAGGGUAUAUUAACUUUGUCAUUCCGUUUGUAACAACUCUAAAUAUUCAUAGCAGACCCCAUAAAGUAUAUAUAUUCAUAAUCAGUAUAAAAUUCUAAGUCAAUUUUACGAUGUCUGUCUGCCUGUCUGUUGAAAUCACUAUACAGCCCACAACAAUUUGUGUCUAGGAUGGUUGGUAUUAAAAAUGAUAUAUCGGUCCAUUUUUUGGUAUAGCCGUCAUAUAACGGUAUGUUGUUCGUUUUCAAAAUCAAAUACCCGAAUUAACCCGUUCAUACGGCACGAUGGGAAUUUAUGCAGAGUACACAAAAGUCGCACUGAUAUAAACUGAUUUAUUUAUUUUAUUUUUUAUUUAUAUUCAAUUAACACAGCCCAUACGGCCAUGGUCGGAUCCAAAAACUUCUAUACAUGACUGCUGAUAUAUAUGUUUUAAUAUAAUCCUUCUCGAAGUGAUAUCAUGUACCCAAUAGCAAUGUUAUUUGGUAUAAAAGAUUAAAAUGUCUCUGUAAAAUUUAGUGAAAAUCGAUACAAUAUAUCCCAUAUAUUAGCUCCCUCUGAAACCAAACUAUAACUGCUCUAAAGCCAAAUGUUGAUAGGUGGUAUGAUCUACCUCAAAUAACUGUGCAUAGUAAUAUUGAGUAUCAUAUAGUCGGCCACGCCCGACUUUUGACUCUUCCUUACUGGCUUUUUUUAAAUAUAUUUUUGUAUGGAGGGUAUAAUAAUUUUGUCGUUCCAUUUGUAACACCUUGAAAUUUAUAUUUUAGAACCUACAAGUUUAUACAUUCUUGAUCAGGAUAAAAUUCUGUCGAUCUAGCCUUUCGUUCGUUUUGAAUAUGGAGUUCGCAAUGGAUACUACUGACAGAAAUUUGCCUAUACAGGUCUACGGUUUAGUAUAGCCCCCAUAUAAAAGUUCAUCCCUAUAUUCGAUAUUUUGAUGAUUUAAGCGACAUGGUUCAACGGAAUUAUUUUAAAUAUAGUAUUUGGUGUCAGAAGUAGAUACAAUCUUCUCUGGUAUUGUGAGAAUUUAUGUGACAUUUUCGACGCAAUUGUUUCAAAUUUGGCGUUUGAAGUUCGUAUGACAUCAAAUUACCUAUGAAUCUUUACAUAUAUAUAUCCUCUGUUCCAGUACCUGCAAGAAUUUUCCAGUUUUGCAAAGGAAAAAUCGUUUAUCAUAAUUAAAACCUUUUACAUUCUUGCAGUUCUGCAAUAGAUCAAAAAUUGAAACUUCCAAUGUUCGGUAUUUUUCCGAUUUUCGCCACAUUUUUCAACCAAGUUAUCCGAAAAUUGGUGUUGGCAAUACAGUAUCACGCUUCGUUUAGCCCCCAUACCACUAUUGGUCUAUUCCAGUACCUGCAAGAGUGUACUAGUUUUCAUAAAGGGAUAAUCUGUUAUGGUAGUAAAAAAUUACAUUCUAGCAGUUUUGGAACAGACCCGACACCCGAUAUUCGGUAUUUUGAUAAAUGCAGGGCCUUAUUUACGGAUUUUUUCACACUUUUCAAGUUGCUUCCAAAUGGUUCAUUCGGUACGGACGAACUGAUCAGCUUUUUUUACUUGUUGCUUUUUCAAAUUCAACCGGUGAGACAUUUGUCAAAAUUAUUUUAGUCGAUACAUAAAUUGACAAAUGUAUGCAUAUUUUUACAGUAUUUGCUGAAAUUCCAACUCGUUAAUAAGAAGCGUACCUGAGAAGAUAGAGACGACAACAUGUAAAUUCGUUUGAAUGUACAUACUCCGUUCAACCUUAUACUUUUUAUUCAUAAUUUUAAUUUUGACCUGAAAUAUUUCAAAACCUUCAAUAAAUUUUUCUGUUUUGCAA
Musca domestica (house fly) is the source of this 9534-nucleotide messenger RNA. It is a transcript of the gene asp, whose product is annotated as protein abnormal spindle. Bases 327 to 6632 code for a protein of 2101 amino acids. Gene Ontology annotation, cellular component: spindle pole. The record is from RefSeq and is a predicted model, not a curated record. The transcript is spliced from 7 exons. Gene Ontology annotation, molecular function: protein binding. Lineage: Eukaryota; Metazoa; Arthropoda; Insecta; Diptera; Muscidae. Gene Ontology annotation, biological process: establishment of meiotic spindle localization; mitotic cell cycle; spindle organization.